This is a messenger RNA of Labeo rohita (rohu), 5208 nucleotides long. RefSeq names its product UDP-Gal:betaGlcNAc beta 1,4- galactosyltransferase, polypeptide 6 (gene b4galt6). Gene Ontology annotation, biological process: carbohydrate metabolic process; glycosphingolipid biosynthetic process. Lineage: Eukaryota; Metazoa; Chordata; Actinopteri; Cypriniformes; Cyprinidae. Bases 740 to 1885 code for a protein of 381 amino acids. The record is from RefSeq and is a predicted model, not a curated record. Gene Ontology annotation, molecular function: UDP-galactose:glucosylceramide beta-1,4-galactosyltransferase activity. The transcript has 9 exons.
AACUUCGGUUUGUCGAGGAGACCUUUAUUUUGAAAACAUUCCUCAAGCGUGAGCCACGAUGACGCCUUUUCACUGGCAGCCAUUUUGUAGGUCACGCCUACCGGAAACGGUGUCUGCACCUGCACCGACAGCAGAACCGAAAUCGAAGGAAUCCCGGUCGAGUCCCGUCACGUUUCGCUCGUCUCUCCCACUCCAACCCCGGUCACCGCGGUUUCUUGUGCGGCCGGGUCGAGCGCCUUUUCCCGCCGCCGUGUCGGAGGACUGAUCGCUGAAGCGUGGGGGGAUUUUCCAGAGAGCGGGGGGAAGAGGGAGGAAGGGCAGGUCCCUCACCAUCAUCACUUUCACUCCCUUCAUCAUUUCCAAACAUCAUCAUCAUCAACGCGACGAGGCGUGUCUGCGUUCGCUAGAAAGAAACAUCCCGGAACACUAAAACCAGCAACGGCACCCAACAAAAUGCAUCGCGUUGACCGAACGCCGAGCCCGGUCGCCGUUUGAUGUAGCACGUUUUGUUAUUUAUUUAUUUUUUUUGAUCUGGAAAUUUCUUGACUUUGUUGAGAGAGAGAGAGCGAGCGAGCACUGCGGCCUUGCAUCCAGCUGAAUGAACGAUGCGGACUUUACCAGCACCCUGAUUUAGCACCGCAUUUUCCACGGAUGACCGUUUCAGUACACCAAACUGCGUCUCUUUUCUCCGAUCUGCGUGUUUUUAUGGGAGUGACGGAUAGCUAGUAGCCGAGAUAAAAUGUGGAAGUGGAGGCGGCUGAUGCGGUUGUCCAACCGCUCCUUAAUGGCCUUCAUCUUUUUCUUCUCCAUGUCCACGACCUGCCUCUACUUCAUCUAUGUGGCUCCCGGAAUAGUCAACACAUAUUUCUUCAUGGUACAGGCUCAGGGUAUCAUGUUACGAGACAAUGUGCGGACCAUUGGUCACAUGAUCAGGCUAUACACCAAUAAGAACAGUACUCUCAACGGCACAGAUUAUCCAGAUGGAAAUAACUCUAGCGAGUAUAUCGCUCAGCCAACCACAUACCUCCCUGAGAACUUCACAUAUGCUCAGAACCUGCCCUGUCCCGAACGGUUACCUUCUAUGAAGGGUCAGAUGGAAGUGAACAUGACAGAGGUUCCUAUGGAGGAAAUCGAACUGAGGCUCAAACAUCUGGACAUUCAAUUUGGAGGCCACUGGAAGCCCAAAGAUUGCAAACCACGCUGGAAGGUGGCCAUUUUAAUCCCUUUUAGGAAUCGCCAUGAGCAUCUUCCCAUUCUCUUUCAGCACCUCGCCCCUAUGCUCCAACGCCAACGCUUGCAGUUUGCCUUUUAUGUCAUUGAACAGAUGGGUACUCAGCCGUUUAACCGUGCCAUGCUGUUUAACGUGGGCUUUAAAGAGGCCAUGAAGGACCUGAAGUGGGAUUGUGUGGUGUUUCACGACAUCGAUCACAUCCCAGAAAACGACCGUAAUUACUACGGCUGUGGUCAGAUGCCUCGACACUUCGCCGCCAAGCUUGACAAAUACAUGUACAUUCUUCCCUACAAUGAGUUUUUCGGUGGAGUCAGUGGACUUACAGUUGAACAAUUCCGCAAGAUCAACGGCUUUCCCAAUGCAUUCUGGGGCUGGGGUGGAGAGGACGAUGAUCUCUGGAAUAGGGUUCAUUAUGCAGGUUUCAAUGUGACCAGGCCAGAAGGUGAUAUUGGGAAAUACAAAUCUAUCCCCCAUCACCACAGAGGAGAGGUGCAGUUCCUGGGGAGGUACAAGUUGCUGAGAUACUCAAAAGAGCGACAGCAUCUGGACGGCUUGAACAAUCUCCAGUACUCUCCGGAGAUCUCUCUGAGCAGCCUGUAUAAGAACAUCACGGUCAACCUGAAUCCUGAGCUCGCCCCCAUAGCGGAGUACUGACAGGCCUUUGACCCUCCCGAGUCAAAAAAUGUGAUGUAUCUAUGCCAAAUGCCCUUAAAAAACCGGAGCGAGGAGGGCAGAGGCCUGUCUAAUGCACAGUUAGUUGCGUGACGUGAGUGUGUGUGUAUGUGUGCGAUUACUGGAUCAUAUCUGUGAUUAGCGUGACUGCGUGCGUUUAAUUGCAUGUUCCUAUGUCCAUGCUGGCUUUAGCGAAUCAGAUCACAACACAUUUCAAAAAAAAGGUGGGGAGUGCCAGCGUCAACAAAUCAGAUGUUUACUGCGAAGCCUUAAUUGAAUUUUAUAGGCUAUCAAACUCUGUAGAUCCAGUCAUCUGUGCUUACAUUGUAGAAAGCUUGGUUUUACAUUGCAACAGCACUCUUGACGCCAAUAGACGUUUUGUCAUCUUCUGUUAGUAUAAUUUUUGAUACAUAUCUAGCGUUUUUUUAAACUGAUGUCAAUGCCGUUUAAAUGGAUGUAUUUUAAAUCUGUUCUUCACUUCAGAUCGUUUUGUUCUCGUAUGACGAUAUACAUUUCACCUCGGUGGCGUGUUAUGGGUUUGUUUUUUUGAAAAUCCCAUGGCUAUACAGAAGGCUGUGACAAGUUGCAUGCAUAACCCAGACUCCCCUGUAAAUAUCUGGCCUUUUAAACAAUGCUUUAGCUUUGUUCCCCUCAAAAGACGCCUGUGAUUCCAGUGGAAACACUCUUCUUUUUGGCAGCUAUUUGUUGUUUUUGAUUUUUUUUAAUUUUAUUAAUUUUUAUCUUCAGUGAUUCGGGACACAUGACCGAAGGAAAAACAAAAUCAGCGAUGACUAGAAUGCAGGAAACUAAUCAAAAAUGACAUACAGAUAUUACUUGCUGCAUGCCUUAAUUUAUUUUUUGUUACGCGAUUAUUUUGUGUCUUAAACUUUGAUUUUUAGUCACCAUUGAAUGUGUUUUUUUUUUUUUUUUUUUUCGCAUUUUGUUAAUAGCAUAAUCAUUCUCAUGUCUCGCUUUUGAAGUGCACUCCAUAGUAGCGAAAGAAGAUGUGAUUGAGGUGUUUACGAGUCGGGCGGUCGGUCGGGUUCGCAGCUGCUAAAGCCAAAACGCCCUCGCGCAGGGUUUGGCGUGUGUCUCAACCUGUGUUUUUGUCUGUUUGUGUGUGAAGUACUGGGUGACGUUGCGCUCCGGUAGAGCCGAGAUGAGAGAGCGACGUCGCCGUUGUUCUUGAAAGGCAUUCGGAGUAAACUUGGGCCAUGACGACUUUAUGCUGUUAAAGUUUCGAGCAUUACAAGAUGUCAGAAAACUGACCUUUUGUUGGUACAUGUUUGCCUUUUGUAUAUAAUUUUCAUUUUUUGGAGUUGUCGAUAUAACAUUGCAUAAAUUUUUUUGUGUACAUUUUAAGUUAUCAUAUAUAAAUAUAUAUAUGUCCUGAAACUGCUGUUUCAUAUCCUCUCAUGCUGUCUGUGUGUGCGUAUGUGUGUGUCCACUCAGAAAAUUACACAUUGAGGGCAAGAUUUUGUCGCUAACUGCGAUGCUAACUUUCUGACACUUAAAGUUGAGACACAACUCACAAAAAUGUUUUUUUUGUCAGUUCUUUCCAUCUGCAUGUCUCUAAAGUGUAGUUGAGCCAUGGCUUCUCUUUGAUCUUUUUCUGAGUGGACGUCAUCAGUACAGCCCCCUCAUUUAUGGUGACCCCGACGUGAUCUCCAGUGCCCAGUCUGUUGUUUACAGUCUCUUCUUAAACCAUCAGACUUACAGUUAGGUCUAAUCAGACCUGUUUACUGUGGUUACGGGUUCCAAAAAAAACAUUUGACCAACUCAGACAAGGAAUCGAAGAAUGCUGUCAUGUACUGAAUAUGAUAUGGAGGGGCUACUGGUGCCAAAGUGCGCUUUUCCUCGUCUCUUUCGCUUUCCUCAUCUUUCUGCAUUGUAUAAUCAAAUGUAGCUCUAGGACAUCAGCUCCACCUAAACUUUUUGAUCCGGUCACAUUGAGUGUGUAUUCAAGUGAGUUUGUGUAUAUGUCCAGUGUGAGAGGAUUGUUGUAGACUGACGGCUGAAAAACCUCUCCACCGUACAGGGCUGAGAAAUUUACAUAAGCAAAGUUUAGGCAAAGUUCGCGUGAAAUAUGGAGAGCCGAGCUAUUGGUUUACGCCCUGUGUUUGUGUUGAGGCAGCCGGUGAAAUAUAACCACUUAAUAGGUGUUGUUUAAUGUACAAAUAGAGGCAUUAUAGACUGGGUUUAGGCUUUUGAGGAGGGAAGUGUGGCUUAUGAGCACUAGUUUCCAGAAUGCUCAAAUGAACAAGUGUCAUUCCACCUUCACAGUGCACUGUUUUCUUGUUUUGCAAGAAAUUAAGUCAUAAUUAGUCUUAUGCUGCAGUACGAAAAUAUGAAGUCAGAUAGGCCUAUUAGGGUUUAAUCUUUAGCUUUUGCACCACAGCGAAAUUUUCUUUAUUGGAUUCACAGAUUGGGACUGAAAUGUACACACAAGAUGCAUUAAAGUGGGAUGCAAUAUGAAUACUGAAUGUUAAGUUGUUGUUUUUAAUUUAUUUUUUUCUUUUGUGGUGGAGUAAUGCCCUGUUCCCCUCAUAUGAAGUGUUUUUUUUUUUUUUUUUUUGUAUGUAUGUAUGUAUGUAUAUGUGUAUGUAAAACAUACUGGUGAGACUGCUCUGGUGUGUUUGGAUCUGUUGGUUAGUCAGUUGUAGCUUUUGAGAAAGCUUCGUUCAGUGCUGUCUGCUAAUUUAGAUUCAUCUCAUCUCAUUUUUAACCCUUAACCCACCUCUCUCAUAGCUGCCCCAUCCUCUUGAGCUGUCUGAAAAUUAUCCAGAAGAAAUAAUAGAUAGAGAAUUUUAAAAGAUGAUUUAUUCACCAUUACAGAUCUGUAAUGUGUAGAGUGUUACAUUUUUGCAGUAUUCAUAUUCGUGCCUUGAUUUUUUUUAUUUUAUUAUUAUUAUUUUUUAUUUAAUUUUCAAUUUCGCAUUGUUGAGAUGUGCAGUGGGGUGCGUGUGGAUGGUGUUUAAAAAUAAAACUGGGUGCACAUUUGCAUUUUCUUUUACUCGAAGCUUUUAUUUCGAUCUGGAGCUGUGUCUUUAAAACUAAAAUUUCUGCUGGUCGUUGAAUGGGAACUGAAAAACAUUGAGUUUGACUUUCUUCAAUGUUGAGGGUCCACUUUAACUGUAACACCAGUAUGGGAAGCAGAUUGUGUUGAGAUGUCAGCUGCUUUGACUGAUGUACAAUCCUGGUUUCAGACUUCUCUUUUGUUUUGUUUUGUUUUUGUUGUUGUACCAGUCUAUUCACUGCGUUUCGCUCUGUAAUGAUCAUUAAAAGACUUUAUAGUUGAAAACUUA